AUUUAGUGGCAAACGAGCCAGCCAGUCGACCAGACACACGAGCGCGCGAGUUUGAAAACCUGGCCCAAACCGAAAUUCAAAACCGACAGCAAAAACCGAUCGCAUAUUGCAACGAGCGUGGGCUGCAAUCGGAAGUGUUAACAAAAUAAAUACCUACAAAAAAACAAAAAACAAGCAACUCCAGCAGCCGAAGCUGGAACUAAUUGAAAGCCUCGCCGGCUAAUUGCCAAUAAUGAAGAUUGCCAAAACUGGCGGCCGCUGAGAAAAAAAAAAGAUAAUUCGGAAAAUCUUGUGCGUGUGUACAGAGCCGUGAAAAUCCAACGGCAAAUAAAUUGCAAAUUAAAUCGGAAAGGCACCGGAGGAUCAUCAUGAAUUCGUGGCUGCUGGCGCUGGUGGCCCUGGCAGCAGUUGUCUCUGGCAGUCAGACGCCCAGUGCGAAUCAGUACCACAUCCAGACGGACGAGGGACCGGAGCGGUACUUCCGCUUCCAAACGGACAGCGGUCAGUUCCGAAAGGAGAAACGGCUGCAGGAUGGCACCGUCAUAGGAACUGAGGCCUGGAUCGAUGCAGCGGGCUAUCUGAGGCAGAAGGACUACAUUGCCGACAAGCAGGGAUACAGGAUACUCAAGUCCAAGACCAUUUACGUGGGAUUGGGAAGAGCCGUGGAGGACGCCAUAAAAUCCACCAAGGCGGCUCCCGCCCAAUCGGGAGUCCUGGUGCAUGGUGGCUCCCCAGGAUCGUCGGUGAACAGCUUGGGCAGCUACAAGCGUCCCAACUAUGUUUACGUGUCCAGCACCACUAGCACCACCACUCCGGCUCCACCACCACCUCCACCAGUGCUCCUGGACAUCGAGGACUCUGGAGUGGGCAAACUGAACUACCUGCCACCGGAACAGGCUGCCAAGAUUGAGCCCCAAUCCCAGCUGGGAUUCGAUCACUAUCCGGAUGAGUUGCCCCGAGCGAGGGAUCAGCUACUGACGCCCCUUCCGGCCACGCCCCUUGGCCCUUUGGUGGACAUCCACCCGAAUGCCGAGCCUGUCCAGGAUGUGGAACUGAACGCCAUCAAUGUGUACGAUGCCGAAGCGGAUCGAGCUUUUGGCCAUGGUCGCUUUGGAUCGGUGAUUAGCUCCACCACAGCCAGACCUCCUUCGCUGGACAUGCUGCCCCCCUUGAGUGCCCCCAGGCGCCGCCUGCGUCCACGCCCAACUCCCGCCCCCAUAGCCAUUGUCUCCAGUACGCCGGCACCGAUUUCUGGCGGGGAUUUGUACGGCUUCUCCACGCCACAGCCAUUCGCCGCACCUGCCUAUCAGUUUGCCCCGCCUGCCACGCCCUCCAGCUCGGGAUACGGUUACUAUCCGCCGCCGCAGUCUCCGCUGGAGGUGAACUCCCUGGAGGCGGCGCUCCUUCCUCCCCUGCCCUCCAGUGGAUACCGAAGACGCCUGCGCCCGAGGCCAGUGCAGGGUAAUCACCUGGACAGCCUGGCCAACUCCGAGUACGACGGCGUGGGCGUGACCCGCAAUGGAUUCCGGUACGUGCUGCCCAAGCAGUAUCACGAGGAGGAGACGAGUCCGGCGGACGGGAAGCGGGCCGGCAGCUUUGGAUACGUGGAUCCCUUCGGAAUCCGGCGGGUGGUGUACUACAAUGCGGCGCCCGGGCGGGGAUUCGUCCACCGGAACAACAACCAGUAUGUGGGCGCCAAUGGAGCGCCCUACGAUGCUCCUGGUCCGGCGCAGUUGGUCAACGAGUAGAGAACAGGGAGUAGGAUCAUUGACGGAAAUUAGUGUGGGUUACCAAAAAAAUUCGAAGGGAUCAGUAUUCAUUCAAAAUCCUACAGUUUCCUAGAAGAAGUUUGAGGAAGUGUUCAAAAGAUUUCUCGAGUAAGGAUCACCUAAAUUUCAGAAUCGGACCCACGCUAUCGAAGGUGCUGCACUUAACCCGAAUCCCGACUCACUCGACGAGGCACCAAAACUAACCGUAGAACCUCAACCAAAGGGAAAGCUCUUUCCCCUUUUACGAUUAACCUGUACAUAAUAACCACGCUUAUAGCUUUUCCUCCCGUAGAACCCACUCCUCACGUUUCUUUCCCGCACGCACACACAAAGAAAACGACAUCUGUGUUAAUUAAUUUAAUGCUUAAUCACACCCUAAUGUAACAUAAUUUAUAAAUCGAAACUCUGUGCAAUCAGCGCUUAGCUUACUUAGAUGUAUUAGGGGUACUCACUGCCAAAUUGAGUUGCGCAAGUGAAGGGGGAGCAAUCGUUUCACGUAUUAAUCUUGCCAUAUUAACGAGAAGUAAAUAAUUAAAGCCCUCUGUUCAUCCCCGGAAACUCCCCGCUGGCCCCUUAGCUUAAUGAAAUGUGUACGAUUAAACCGAUAACGAUAGUUUCUUGGUUUCUUGGCCGAUAGCUGUUCAUUUCAGGGGAAUGAACACCCGUUGCCCGGAAACUUUAGCCAAGUAGAGCGAGCAAUUAUUUUGUGAAUAGUUAAGAAGUUUGAUGAUAAUAAAUAAUUAUUUAAAUUAA
Drosophila ficusphila is the source of this 2522-nucleotide messenger RNA. RefSeq lists its product as uncharacterized. Bases 369 to 1748 code for a protein of 459 amino acids. The record is from RefSeq and is a predicted model, not a curated record. NCBI's taxonomy places the organism in Eukaryota, Metazoa, Arthropoda, Insecta, Diptera, Drosophilidae. The transcript is spliced from 4 exons. Gene Ontology annotation, cellular component: chitin-based extracellular matrix. Gene Ontology annotation, molecular function: structural constituent of chitin-based larval cuticle.